Molecule: messenger RNA, 633 nt
Organism: Acanthosepion pharaonis
Lineage: Eukaryota; Metazoa; Mollusca; Cephalopoda; Sepiida; Sepiidae
Source: the annotation of a GenBank genome assembly
AUGCUACUGCUAACCAUUUUCCUUGCGUCCCAAAAGAAAGAAUUGUCCCAUUUGCAUGAAGUCUUGUUUUUAUUUAAAGGAAGAAUAAAGAAUCAGGAAUCCUAUUCGGUUUUUGGUCUCUCUCCUCUGCCCUGUUUCUUGAUAUUCUUUCACUCAUCCUCCUUGAUUUCCCACAUCCCCUGUUUCUUCAUAUCCUUCCUUUCUUUCUCUCUCCUUGAUUCCCCUCCUCCUCAGUUUGUUGCUAUGCUUUCUCUCUCCAUCCAUGAUUUAUUUCCCCUCGUGUUUCUUAAUAUCCUUUCUCUCAUCCUUAAUUUCCCUUGUCUCCUAUUUCUUAGUAUUAUUUCUCUCCUCCUCUUAGAUUUCUCACCUCUCCAUUUUAUUGAUAUCCUUUCUCUCCUCCUCUUUGAUUUCCCUCCUACCCAUUUCUUAAUAUCCUUUCUCUCCUCCCCUUUGAUUUCCCUCCUACCCAUUUCUUAUCCUCUCUUCUCCUCUUUGAUUUCCCUCCUACCCACCAUUUUAUUAAUAUCCUUUCUCUCCUCCUCUUUAAUCUUUCCUCUUCUAUUCCUAAAAUCUAUCCUUUCUCUCUUCCUUGUUUUUCUCCUUUUUUGUUUCUUAAUAUCCAUUCUCUUUUGA